Peronospora matthiolae is the source of this 486-nucleotide messenger RNA. The record is from the annotation of a GenBank genome assembly. Lineage: Eukaryota; Oomycota; Peronosporomycetes; Peronosporales; Peronosporaceae.
AUGUCGGUGACACUACACACGACGCUCGGCGACCUCAAGAUCGAAGUUUGCUGCGACACUGCCCCUCGUACAGCCGAAAAUUUCUUGGCUCUCUGUGCAAGCGGAGCGUACGAUGGCACGACAUUUCACCGUAAUAUGAAGGGCUUUAUGAUACAAGGAGGAGACCCAACUGGGACAGGCAAAGGCGGCCAAAGCAUUUGGGGUGGGGCUUUGGAUGAUGAAUUUCACCCGCAAAACCGACACAACUGUCGAGGCAUUGUCUCAAUGGCCAACAGCGGGCCCAAUACGAACAAACAGCAGUUCUUCAUCACGUACGCUAAGCAGGCCCAUCUCAACAAUGUCUACUCCAUCUUUGGCAAGGUCAUCGACGGGAUGGAUACGCUGGACGCCAUGGAAAAAGCUCCUGUAGACGCCAAGAAUCGUCCGCUCAAAGAGAUCGUGAUCAAGUCCGUUACCAUGCACGCGAACCCAAUCACCGACAUGUAA